ACAGACGAAAAUGGUCGCGAGUAUGAAAGUCAAAUUAUUCUAUACUGCCAUUGUGGUUUUGAUAGCUUCAGUUAUAAGUGAUGAUAAUCUGGACAAGAUCUAUAAAGAAUGUUAUACCGAAUCCAGUGUUACAAAAGAUCAAAUGACAGCCUUCGUCAAUAGUGGCAUGAAGGAGCAACUCGCAACAAAUGAAGUUAAGUGCUUCAUCAAAUGUGUUAUGGAAAAACAUGGAGCUUUCAAAAAUGGACAAUUUAUUGCUCAGGAAUAUGCAGCCUUGUUAAAAUCAGUACCAACAUAUAAAGAUCGUGCAGUAGAUAUUGAUAAGGCUAUUAAGGAAUGUAAUAAUCUGAAGGGAGCUAAUGAUUGUGACACUGCUCACAAAAUUGCAACUUGUAUUACUGAACAUGGUUUCACUGAAUAAGAGUUUCCUAGAAAAAAUAUUAAUAUAAUAUAUUAUAUGUAUAAUAUUGCAUUCAUAUAUUUUGGAGUACAUGCAGACGAGUAUUUGUUAUUCCAGUGUAUAUUACCAAAUAA
This is a messenger RNA of Teleopsis dalmanni, 534 nucleotides long. Its product is annotated as general odorant-binding protein 56h-like. Bases 11 to 421 code for a protein of 136 amino acids. The transcript is spliced from 2 exons. Gene Ontology annotation, biological process: sensory perception of smell. Lineage: Eukaryota; Metazoa; Arthropoda; Insecta; Diptera; Diopsidae. The record is from RefSeq and is a predicted model, not a curated record. Gene Ontology annotation, molecular function: odorant binding.